This is a messenger RNA of Paramuricea clavata, 2071 nucleotides long. Lineage: Eukaryota; Metazoa; Cnidaria; Anthozoa; Malacalcyonacea; Plexauridae. The record is from the annotation of a GenBank genome assembly.
AUGUACGAGCAAAAUUCGGCAAACACUCAAAGAAGGAAAUCCAUCUCUUCUCUCAAUAGUCAACGUGUUAGUGUUAUAAAAUGGAUUGGAAAAGAAUUCAACGUAAAAAGGUCUUCCACGAGUGACUUGUCGAUUACCGAAGACAAAUCAUCUUUACCAUCGUCAGAUUCGACAGUAGAGAAGAGUAGCAAUGAAGAAAGAAAAUAUCCAUGUUCACUUUGUAAGAAAUCAUUCAAAUGGCCUUCACAUUUGAAAUCUCACGAACGAAUACACACUGGAGAACGACCUUUUCAAUGUGAGAUUUGUGGGAAAACUUUUACCAGAUCUGAUGGUUUACAAUGUCAUAAAGUUAAUCAUAUUACACAAAAUGGCUCAUUGUUUCAUAAAGAUCAAAGACACGCAAAAGAAGGUCCGUUGUUAAAAGCAAAAUAUCCCGAGUGGUCGAGAAAUAAUGAUGAACUUGCAAGACAAAAUAUGUCUACUGAACAAACAAGAUUAUUUUACUGUUCUGUUUGUAAUAGAGUCUUUUUAAGUUCUGUUGGAUUGACAAAACAUUUUCGCGUUCACAAAGGUAAGUCAGUGUUUACGUAUACCAUGCAUUCGUCCUUGUUUGUACAGCGCCUUUCUUAAACAAUUUGUACCACAUUUAAACCAUUGCGUAUAGAAUUCUCUAUGGCAGUGUAGAGCGGUCAACAUUAUUUUUCCCAAUGCCAGUGGAAGAUAGAAUAGUUAUUCGAACUAACCUAAAACUGGCCACGAUUGUUAAGGGUUUUAACAUUUUCUGUCUCGAAUACCUUUCUUGAAAUUAACGUUAUUGACUCAGAACAGUCGGUUAAAGUUCAUCGCCGCGCCCCCGCCACUACAAAAGCAGUAAAGCAAACAGUUCAAAACCAUGCAGGGAUCCAAUCGAUUUUUAAUAACCUCAAUUUGCUCAAGUUAGUCAACGUUUUGUUUCAGAUACAGUUUAAUUUUUCUGGUGGUACUUUUUACAAAACUUUUUAAUUAUGCAUUUUCUAUUAUAUUUGUAACAUAUUUCCAGAUAUGACAGCGAAUUGUAUACGCACUGCUCUAUAAGUUACCAAUAUGUCCGACUAUAUUUCUCGUUAAUGUGUUGAUCCUUAUAAACUCUGCACUUUAUAACUCAGUCAAGCUCGUCGAAUAUAAUUCAUGCUUAUAAUUUUCUGGUGUAUAUGCCCCCGUGUUUAACUAUAUAUUGCCGGUUUCUUGUUUCACUAUACGGCCUCUGCAUAACUAGCGGAGGAGAAGGAGUCUCAUCAGCACUUGAAGACCGCGGGUGCUGCGUGAUAAACAUAGCCAUGCUGGCAUGUUGAAUGCAUUGGAUCGUUGCAUUUAAAGUGUAAAUCAUAUUAUAUUAAAUUGAUCAAAUUUAGUCUCAGACUUUGUAUUUUCUCGGUUGAAAAACAUUCACUAACCCCCCACAUAUCGUUUAUAUAUAGGCUCAUUAGCAAGAUAUAUGUGUAUCUUCAGUGUCUAAAUUGCAACCCAAAAACUUGAUCAUAUAUAUUUUCAUUGUUAGCUACACAUACUUUACUACAUUGUUUACUACGUAUUUUUUCUAGGAACGUCUAACCAUAACUGUGAAGUGUGCAAGAAAAUGUUUACCAAAAGAAGUGCCUUAGAAAUUCACAGCAGGGUACAUACAGGAAUCAAACCAUAUCGAUGUAAUAUUUGUACUAAAACAUUCUCAAUUCAUGGAAAUUUAAAAAGGCAUUUAUUAAUUCAUUCAGGAGACCGACCUUAUAAAUGCUUGCAGUGUUCAAAAUGUUUUAACAGUCCAAACCACUUGAAAAGACAUUUACAAACCAGACACAAGAGAAAUAAAGUAGAUUCUUGUUCAACAAAUUAAUUCUAUAUACAGCUAUUUCAUUAAUUAAGAUUGUCCCCGAGCAAAGCGGAAAAGUCGAAUACGAGCGCGAAAGGCUUGCUGGGAAUCACUAAAAAAGUCGAAUACGAGAGCGAAAGGCUUGCUGGGAAUCGCUAAAAAAAAUUAAUUUUUUAGCGAUUCCCAGCAAGCCUUUCGCGCUCGUAUUCGACUUUUCCGCUUUGCUCG